Messenger RNA from Lontra canadensis (Northern American river otter), 5506 nucleotides. RefSeq names its product lysine demethylase 4B (gene KDM4B). The record is from RefSeq and is a predicted model, not a curated record. Gene Ontology annotation, cellular component: nucleus. Gene Ontology annotation, molecular function: zinc ion binding; histone H3K9 demethylase activity. NCBI's taxonomy places the organism in Eukaryota, Metazoa, Chordata, Mammalia, Carnivora, Mustelidae. Gene Ontology annotation, biological process: chromatin remodeling. The transcript is spliced from 24 exons. Bases 212 to 3586 code for a protein of 1124 amino acids.
AGCGGGGCCCGGCCCGAGCGGGGCCUGGGGGUGCGACGCCGAGGGCGGGGGAGCGCGCGCCGCUGCUCCGGACCGGGCCGCGCGCGCCGCCUCAGGAACCGUCACCAUUGCUGGGACCUGAUAAGGAACCCGUGCCAGUUCCCGGGGCACCUCUCCUCACGGCCUUGGCUACAACCAGUCUCCGAAGUGUGACAGCUUCUCCACGGCAGUCAUGGGGUCUGAGGAUCAUGGGGCCCAGAACCCGAGCUGUAAAAUCAUGACGUUUCGCCCAACCAUGGAGGAAUUUAAGGACUUCAACAAAUACGUGGCCUACAUCGAGUCCCAGGGAGCCCACCGGGCGGGCCUGGCCAAGAUCAUCCCCCCAAAGGAGUGGAAGCCCAGGCAGACGUACGAUGACAUCGAUGAUGUAGUCAUCCCAGCACCCAUCCAGCAGGUGGUCACGGGCCAGUCAGGCCUCUUCACACAGUACAACAUCCAGAAAAAGGCCAUGACCGUCGGGGAGUACCGCCGCCUGGCCAACAGCGAGAAGUACUGUACCCCACGGCACCAGGACUUCGAUGACCUGGAGCGCAAGUACUGGAAGAACCUGACCUUCGUGUCCCCCAUCUACGGGGCAGACAUCAGCGGCUCUCUGUAUGACGACGACGUGGCCCAGUGGAACAUCGGGAGCCUGCGGACCAUCCUGGACAUGGUGGAGCGUGAGUGUGGCACUAUCAUCGAGGGCGUCAACACCCCCUACCUGUACUUCGGCAUGUGGAAGACCACCUUCGCCUGGCACACGGAGGACAUGGACCUGUACAGUAUCAACUACCUGCACUUCGGGGAGCCCAAGUCCUGGUACGCCAUCCCGCCGGAGCACGGCAAGCGCCUGGAGCGGCUGGCCAUCGGGUUCUUUCCCGGGAGCUCCCAGGGCUGUGAUGCUUUCCUGCGGCACAAGAUGACCCUCAUCUCGCCCAUCAUCCUCAAGAAGUACGGCAUCCCGUUCAGCCGGAUCACACAGGAGGCUGGGGAGUUCAUGAUCACGUUUCCCUACGGCUACCAUGCCGGGUUCAAUCACGGCUUCAACUGUGCAGAAUCUACCAACUUUGCCACUCUGCGGUGGAUUGAUUACGGCAAGGUGGCCACUCAGUGCACGUGCCGGAAGGACAUGGUCAAGAUCUCCAUGGACGUGUUCGUGCGUAUCCUGCAGCCGGAGCGCUACGAGCUGUGGAAGCAAGGCAAGGACCUGACCGUGCUCGACCACACCCGGCCCACGGCCCUGAGCAGCCCGGAGCUGAGCACCUGGAGCGCCUCCCGGGCCUCGCUCAAGGCCAAGCUCCUGCGCAGACAAAUUAGUCUGAAAGAAAACAGACACUGGAGAAAGACUGAGGAGGACAGAAAGGCCAGUCUAGAAAGGAAGAAAGAGCAGCCCAGGAGGCCGGGGCCGCCGUCCCACCGGAAAAGGAGCCAGCCCAAGAAGCCCAAGCCGGAAGACCCCAAGUUGCCAGGGGAAGGGGCCACUGGGGCCACCCUCCUGGAGGAGCCUGGCGGCCUGAAGGAGGAGGCCUCGCAGGAGGCGGACCCUGAGGAGGAGGAGGAGGAGCCCCAGCCGACGCUGCCGCAGGGUCGGGAGGCUGAGGCCACGGAAGAAGACGGGAGGGGCAAGCCGCGGCCGGCCAAGGCCAGGAGCGACAGGAAGAAGAAGAGCUAUGGUCCCCCGCACCCCCACCACCCCCUCUUGCCCCAGCUGCCGCCGCCCCCACCCACCCAGUUCCCCGCCGAGGAGGCGUCCCGGCCGCUGCCCCCGCUGGAGCCCCCGCUGCUGGCCCCGGGCCCCGCGCCCGCGGAGGAGAACCCCCUGCCACCACCUCUCAACGUCAUACGGCCCGAGGCGCCUGGCCAAGAGCCAGAGGUGCAGCCGCGCCCCAUCAUCCCCAUGCUGUACGUGGUGCCGCGGCCCGGCGCGGCGCGCGACGAGGGCCGCGUGUCCUGCCAGCAGGCCUUUGAGCACUUUGCCCAGAGGGGCCCCACCUGGAAGGAACAGGCGGCCCCCAUGGAGUGGACGGGUCCCGAGGAGGAGAGCGGAGCCGGCGAGGUACAGGCCCCGUCCACGUUUUCCAAACUGAAGAUGGAAAUCAAGAAGAGCCGGCGUCACCCCCUAGGCAAGCCGCCCGCCCGCUCCCCACUGACCGUGGUCAAGCAGGAGGCCUCGAGUGACGAGGAAGCCUUCCCUUUCUCCGGGGAGGAGGACAUGAGUGACCCCGAGGCCUUGAGGCCUUUGCUCUCCCUGCAGUGGAAGAACAAGGCUGCCAGUUUCCAGGCUGAGAGGAAGUUCAAUGCCGCGGCCGCGCUGACCGAGCCCUUCUGCGCCAUCUGCACCCUCUUCUACCCCUACAGCCAGUCCCUACAGACCGAGAAGGAGGCUCCCCAGGCCUCCCUCGGGGAGGGCCCCUCGGCUGCUCCGCCUUCCAAAAGCGGCCAGAAGACGCGGCCGCUGGUCCCCGAGAUGUGCUUCACGGCCAGCGGUGAGAACACGGAGCCCCUCCCCGCCAGCUCCUACAUCGGAGACGACGGGACCAGCCUGCUGAUCGCCUGCGCCAAGUGUUACCUGCAGGUCCACGCCAGCUGCUACGGCAUCCGCCCUGAGCUGGUGAACGAAGGCUGGACGUGUUCCCGGUGCACGGCCCACGCCUGGACUGCGGAGUGCUGUCUCUGCAACCUCCGGGGAGGAGCCCUGCAGAUGACGACCGACCGGAGGUGGAUCCACGUGAUCUGCGCCAUUGCUGUCCCCGAAGCGCGCUUCCUGAAUGUGAUGGAGCGCCACCCCGUGGACAUCAGCGCCAUCCCUGAGCAGCGGUGGAAGCUGAAGUGCGUGUACUGCCGGAAGCGGAUGAAGAAGGUGUCGGGCGCCUGCAUCCAGUGCUCGUGUGAGCACUGCUCCACCUCCUUCCACGUGACCUGUGCCCACGCCGCCGGGGUCCUCAUGGAGCCGGACGACUGGCCCUACGUCGUCUCCAUCACCUGCUUCAAGCACAAGUCAGGGGGCCACCCCGCCCAGUUCCUGAGGGCCGUGUCCUUGGGCCAGACGGUCAUCACCAAGAACCGCAACGGGCUCUACUACCGCUGCCGGGUCAUCGGCGCCAGCGCACAGACCUUCUACGAGGUGAACUUCGACGACGGGUCCUACAGCGACAACCUGUACCCGGAGAGCAUUACUAGCAGGGACUGCGUCCGGCUGGGACCCCCGCCCGAGGGGGAGUUUGUGGAGCUGCGGUGGGCGGACGGCAACAUGUACAAGGCCAGGUUCAUUUCCUCUGUGACGAGCCACGUCUACCAGGUGGAGUUUGAGGACGGGUCCCAGCUGACGGUGAAGCGUGCGGACAUCUUCACCCUGGACGAGGAACUCCCCAAGAGGGUCCGGUCGCGGCUGUCGCUCAGCACGGGGGCGCCGCAGGAGACUGCCUUCUCGGGGGAGGACGUGAAGGCCGCCAAGCGCCCGCGGGUAGGCGCCCCGCGGGCCCCCGAGGACUCAGGGCGGAACCCGGACUACCUGGCGUUCAUGGAGAGCCUCCUGCAGGCGCAGUGCCGGCCCGGGGCCCCGUUCUAGGACAGCCAGCCGCCCGGCGACCCCUCGGCCCAGCAAGGCAGGCGGCGGCGGGCCCUGGCGUUUGCUUGCUGUGAAUUCCUGUCCUCGCCUCCCCCGGCCCCGAGAGGCUACCUCCGCGCGCGGCCGCCCCGCUCCACAGCGACAGGAGCGAGCAGGACGCCGGCGCGCGGCCCGGACUCAGGGAGCAGGGCCACGCGGGCUCUGGGGGGUCCGGCCGGGGACUCGCCACCCUCCCCCCACGACUCAGAUCCGUAAACCAUGUAAGCUCUUCUUCUCGAAAAGGUGCUACUGCAUUGCCUGCCUCCUGAGCAGCCUUUGAGAUUGUGACUUGUGUACAGACAUCACCUUUGUGAGGCUCUUUCUAGAAAUACCUAUUGUUUAAAAAAAAAAAACCUGAGAAAAAAAGGAAAAUGAAGAAAAGGAAAAAAAUCCCCAAAGUUGUUUUCUAGAUUUGUGGCUUUAACAAUGAAGCAAAACGAAACAAAAUUGUUCUUUUUCUCAGAACCAAGAUACACCGAGGGAGAUAAAAGCAUCUCGUUUUUGUUUGUUUGUUUGUUUGUUUGUCAUUGUUUUAAAACCUCGCUUGUCUCCGCGAGCAGCAGGGAGGCCCAGGCAGGGCGACGGGGCGGCAUGGUCGCGGGCCUGGCCCUUGUCUCCCCAUGACUUGGUGAAGGUCUGGGCGGCUGGUACCGCCUCCUCGGCCCGUGCCACGGCUCCGCGCCGACAGGAGGAGGCCGGCCGCGCGCUUUGGAGGCGACCGUGGUCGUGGGGGUCCAGGAGUCCCCCUCCGGUCCGUGCACGCCGUCACAGAAUAAACACUCUCUCUGGUUUGCUUCUUCCCCUGGUGAGAACCCACCGCACGGCUGAGGCCUCCAGUGUUUGCAGAAGGGCUCGGUGCCCACAGAGUGUCCCCAGCACCGCCCGGGGGCCCUCCUGUCGCCCUCCUCCCGCAGGGUGGGUGGCUGGCUGCCUGUAGCCUGCUGGGGAGGGACGACGCGGGGCCACGCAGGCCUCCGGGUGGCCUGAGUCUGGCUGUUUCCCUGUGCGGGCGAGGCCUGUGUCCCCGGGCUCUGGCCCCCCAGGCGCCCCCCUGGCCCCCCGCGUUGGCUGCUGUCCGCGUGCCGAGGGGCGCACACCUUGGACCCUGAGGGGCCAGUGGCACCCUGUGUCCCAUUGGGAAGCGUGGAUUUGUGCGUCUGGGGGGGCAGCCGGAGAGAACCAGACCCACCUCCGGAGAGCUGGAGGUUGGAUUUAUGAGAGCGUGCCUGCGAGGGGCUUGGGAACCCCCCGCCCCCUGCCCCGGGGAGCCUUUCCCGUUGCGGGAGGGCCCCUGCUGUCCUGCCCAGGGACCGACAGCAUAAUUUUGCUUGUGUAAAAAAAAAAAAAUUAAAAAUUAAAAAAAAAGAGUGUUCUGAUGGUUGCCAGGCCAGAAAGAACUAUUAUAAGGAGAACGGAAAGAAUGUAAAUGAGCCGGGAACCUUUCAUUUGCUUGGUGGGGGGGGGCGGGGGGCAGGUGCCCUGGAGCGGGGCGGGGGCGGGAGGCCCGGAGGGGAGUCAGCCGGGAUGUGGGGGUUUCCCCGCCCAGACGCGGCACUGUGUUCAUAUGUAGUUUGAAAAUGCUAUUUAUAUUGUACAGAGAACAAAAAGCGGGCUGGCCCUCUGGGUCGGGGGUGGGGGGGCCAGACCCAGGGGGUCUUUCUGGGUCUAGGGUGACAUGCAGACAGGCCGCGGCUCAACAGGGGAGACGCACAUUUCCCUGCAAAGGUAUAUCCGUGUCUAUGUACAAAAACGAAAAACAAAAAAACCCACCCACUCUGAUUUUUCUCCCACCCGAGAUUAAGGAUGCGCUGUAUUUUUGCCUAAUUUCCCCUGCCUCUAGGUUCAUAAUGAAUUAAAGGCUCGUGAGCACUGCGAAUUACA